AAUUUAUUUUGGCAGGUCAAGCUACUUUUGCAGGAAGUAAAACAAGGAUCGAUGGCACAGCGUAGUCGACAUUGAAGACAAGCUAAUUGAAAUAAUACAAUCAGCAAUACUGGAUUAAAUUUAUCUAACGAACUCUCUAGCGUCGUCCCGAAUCAUUGCAGACAUUACUAAUGGCAGCGACGUUGGAUUUCAGGACCCAUGCGGACCAGUCGUGCAGAUAUUCGGAGGAGUUCGUCAACAUCUACUACGACUGCAUGGAUAAGAAAAGAAGAAACCUCACCAGACUCUACUUGGAUAAGGCAACCUUGGUGUGGAAUGGAAACACUGUGUCCGGACUAGAUGCGCUGGGAGAGUUCUUUGAGGCCCUGCCUUCCAGCGAGUUCCAAGUCCAGACACUGGAUUGUCAACCGGUUCACGAUCAAGCAACCCAAGGUCAGAUGACUCUACUUGUGGUGACCGGCGGAACAGUCAAGUUUGAAGGGAACAAGCAGCGUUUCUACAACCAGAACUUUCUUUUAACGGCUCAGGCGUCACCGAACAACGACCAGCCAGUGUGGAAGAUUGCUAGUGAUUGUUUUCGUUUUCAAGAUUGGAACAGCUGAGUGUCCUCAGCUUUUA
This is a messenger RNA of Hippocampus comes (tiger tail seahorse), 618 nucleotides long. It is a transcript of the gene nxt2, whose product is annotated as nuclear transport factor 2-like export factor 2. The transcript has 4 exons. The record is from RefSeq and is a predicted model, not a curated record. The coding region runs from base 171 to 602 and encodes 143 amino acids. NCBI's taxonomy places the organism in Eukaryota, Metazoa, Chordata, Actinopteri, Syngnathiformes, Syngnathidae. Gene Ontology annotation, biological process: nucleocytoplasmic transport.